AUGAAUACGUUGGAAUCCUCGCGCCGGAUAGCACAUCUUUCUCCAGCCACCCAAUCUAGGCUUCGGUCCACGCAAAUUCUCGUAUCUCUCUCUCAAAUUAUUUCAGAACUUGUCCAGAACUCUUUGGAUGCAGGCGCACAACAUAUAGACAUUGGUGUGGACUGCGAAGACUGGGGAUGUUGGGUCCGCGAUGACGGCUUUGGCAUCGGCAGGAACGGACUUGCCGUCCUUGCAGGGGGUGCUGAAUCAGGACGGUAUAGUACGUCUAAGGCGUACAGUCCUGCUUCACUGGGCGAGGUCUCAACGUUCGGAUUUCGGGGUGAAGCGUUGGCUUCUGCAGCAGAUCUAUCUUGCCUGGAAAUAUCUUCUCGGACGGCGCGGUCGAGAGAGAGUUGGUCGGUCAUCCUCAAAGGCGGCGCAACUCUAUAUAGCGGGCCCUCUGUCAGAUGGCGUCGCGAAUCACCCGGCACAGUCGUCAGCGUGCGAGACGCAUUCUACAACCUUCCAAUCCGCCGGCUCUCGCACCUGUCGCCUUCCCGAACGCUAGAGCUGAUACGGAAGGACGUCGAAGCGUUCGCGCUCGUGUUCCCACAGGUCGUCUUCUCGUUGGAGAAUGCACACAAGACGAAGGAAGGGGGAUGUGACAAAGGACGGGUAAUGACCGUCCCGAAGACGGCUUCUACUUUGUCAACGUUCCGCCAUUUGUAUGGUCGCGCCUUGGCUCAGCACGUCGAAGAGAUUGACGAAGCAUUGGGGGACAUGAAACUCCGUGGCUUCAUCAGUCUUGAGGGUGCUUACUCCAAGGCUUACCAAUUUUUGUAUAUUAACCACCACCUACUCUCAACAUGUGAUCUUCACCGCGUCAUCGACCACGAGUUCUCCCGGAGCUCAUUCAUGAAGCAUGCAUACGACGAGGCUGGUGAGACCGGUCUUCCGCGUUCCAAGACACGGCGCUCACCACGCAAGACCGAGAAAAGGCCCGUAUACGUCCUAGACCUCAUCGUCCCUCAGCGUGACGUCGACAACUGCCUCGAGCCAGCCAAAUCCGCGGUCCAUCUACAGAACAGCGAAGCAGUUUCACGCUUCCUCGGCUCCAUCAUCGAGGCAUUCCUCCUUCGACACGGGUUCCUCACGCGCGCGAGCGCAUCUACGGUCACGCCGUCGCCUUCGCCCCGAAAGAGGCGGAAGCUCAUCCCACAGGAGGAUGUUACGACAGCAGACAGGAUGAGACCUGGCUCUUCCAGAAAUCCAUCCGCUCGCCCUGCCAGUCCACCACUGAUAAUCCGCCCCGGCAGCGAGGUGCAAGUCGACGGUACCGACCCUCGUGCGGAGAUAGUGUGGACGGAUCCGACGACCGGCGAGUCGUUCGUGGUCGAUACUCGCACGGGGAACUCGUACCCGUUGAACGCUCAAAUAUCUUCUUCGUCCACGCAGUCAGACGUCCCAGGGCGACCGUCGGGUCGCCGUACGCUGGGCGUUUGUGAGAGCCGGACAAACGGCACCAAGGACGAGACUGCGCCAGUCCCGGAGUGGAUCAGGGACGCUCUUGGUGCAAACGAGACAUAUGUCCUCACCGAACCUGUCAUCUCCGCACUCGAUCUGUCCUCCACCUUUGCAGACACGAUGACACGCCCGCACCUGCACCCCCACGCGUGCCGCCCAUCCAGUGAUGGCACCUUUCCAAGUCUCCGGGAGGGCGCCACGUAUCCCGGCAGGAUCAGCAAGGCAGGGUUACACGCGGCGACAGUACUGGGGCAGGUGGACCGCAAAUUCAUCGCGUGCGUGAUUGGCGAUGACGGCGAAGUAGAGAGCACGAGCGGGCGGGCGCUGGUGCUCAUCGACCAGCACGCGGCUGAUGAGCGCAUCCGUGUUGAACGGUUCUUGCAGGAUCUCUGUCUCGGAUUCCUUCAUCAUAAGUCUGCACCGGAGGACGACGAUCACUCCGGUGUGAGGACGCGGAUGCUCGAGCCACCCUUGCCCGUGCUCUUGACCCGCCAUGAGGCGGUGAUGCUCACUGAGAGGGAGGGAGUGCGGACUGCUUUCAGGAGAUGGGGUGUAGAUUUUGUCGGGCUUCACGACUUGCACAUGCUGGAAGUGAGGGAGCGGGCGGAGCUGGGUCCUCGGAAAGAAGCGGAUGAAAUGGAAGGUGGUAGACCUGGGUAUGUGCAGGUGAUGGUAGCGAGCAUCCCAGAGGUGGUAGGCGACAAGCUGCUUGCGGGCGAGGAGUUGCGUGACUUUGUGAAAGGCUACCUAGCCAAGCUGGAGACGGAGGGAACUCCAGCUAUGCCCUCGAUUCAGCCUUCUGCAUCAGCCGAAAAUUCGGAAUUUCUUUGGCAGAGAGCACUGCGCUGGUGUCCACACGCGCUCCUCGAGCUCAUCAACUCCAAAGCCUGUAGAGGUGCGAUCAUGUUUAACGAUACGUUGACCCUGGAGCAGUGCAUGCGCCUCGUACACCAGCUUGCAGAGACAGCCCUCCCGUUUCAGUGUGCGCACGGCAGGCCCUCCCUUGUUCCUCUGGCGGAUAUCGGUCGCGAGACCCACACAAAUCACCCAUCAGGAUUGUGUUCAGACUCGGUGGCACGUCUGAAGGCGGUAGACUGGCCGUCGUUUACGAGGACGCGACGGAUCUGA
Sparassis crispa is the source of this 2631-nucleotide messenger RNA. RefSeq lists its product as hypothetical. Gene Ontology annotation, cellular component: mismatch repair complex. The record is from RefSeq and is a predicted model, not a curated record. The coding region runs from base 1 to 2631 and encodes 876 amino acids. Gene Ontology annotation, biological process: mismatch repair. Gene Ontology annotation, molecular function: mismatched DNA binding; ATP binding; ATP hydrolysis activity. NCBI's taxonomy places the organism in Eukaryota, Fungi, Basidiomycota, Agaricomycetes, Polyporales, Sparassidaceae. The transcript is spliced from 17 exons.